Molecule: messenger RNA, 2265 nt
Organism: Australozyma saopauloensis
Lineage: Eukaryota; Fungi; Ascomycota; Pichiomycetes; Serinales; Metschnikowiaceae
Exons: 1
Coding region: 1-2265 (754 amino acids)
Source: RefSeq, a predicted model, not a curated record
AUGAUGUUCAUGGUUGUGAAAAGAAAAUACACCCGCAUGGGACUAACGGCAUUUGUCUUCUUAAACCUUUUCUACUACUUUCUGUGGACUUUUCUGCUGAAUUUGCCUCAGCUCGAAUUAGAUAAUCUAGAUUCUCUCUCAGCGUCGCUGAAGUUAUCUGGCUUGGAACUUGAAUCUUCCAAACGCUUCAACAAACUAGCGAAUGAGCUAAUGAAGAGAAAACUCCGAGAAGACCCCGAGGACGUUUUCUAUGCAUUUGAUACCACAAUUACAGCCGAUAAGACAGAGCUCAAGAUUCCAAACUAUAUUGGAGCACCUGAGGAGGAGCGUCUCGCCCGUGCUCCAUUUGACCCACGUUUCACAUUGGCAGCCUAUUAUCAAUAUUUGAUAGAAGAUACGCGGCCACUAAAAAAAAUAGCGCUUCCUUUCCACUGGUCUGACUGGGUUGAUCUCCAUCAAUUGAACAGCCAAUACUACAAAUCAAAGGGAAGGAUCUCAUGUAAAGACUUCGACCACCGCCAAUAUGAGAAUGAAACCUAUUCUCAUGACGACGAUGAUGAAUUACAUAGAGGUGCCGCCGACUUAAAAGAUUUUUGUCGUGAUACUUUGGACAAGAAUUCUGCUUUCGAAAUGCGAAUGGAAUUGUUCGCUCAUGGUGGCAGAAUGUUGCCCGAAAAUGCCAUUUUGGCAGGAAAAGCGUAUCUCUAUACAUCAGCGCCAAAUCCAAUUUCCAUUUUAUUUCUUACAAAAGAAGGCUUCUAUCAUAUUCCACUCCUGAGCACACGCAAGUCGAUCUUACAAGGCAAUGCCGUUGCUGCAUCAUUGGCAGCCUACAAAAAUACGCAUGAACUGGUCAAUACACUUGACCUCUUCCUCCAAUUGAAAAAAAUUCGUCCCGUUCAGAACGAAUAUGUUGUAGAAGCUUAUGAGGUCAGUCUUUCACACGAAGACUUUGUUUUGGAUAUUGAAAAGCUUCAAGAUGACUUGGAAAACACACAAAGACAAAAGAAUUUGACUAUGCACGAGUAUAGCUUCCAAAGAUCCAUUGAAGAAUCUUUGGCUAAGGGUAAAGAAGCUCCUAAGUAUUUCAGUGAAGCCAAGGUUUAUGACUCUCCAAUCGGCGACCAUUACGACUGGCGGUUCUUUAAUGGUAUUGCGUAUCACAAUGACGAAAAGCCUUUGAUUCUUCACCGAAUGACUCGUUCUUGGCUCUCAUUUACUCGCAAAGUUGGGCUCAAAACAUGGGUGGCACAUGGCUCCCUCUUAGCAUGGCAAUUUAAUGGGAUGGGCUUUCCUUGGGAUGAUGAUGUUGAUGUGCAAAUGCCAAUUCAAGAAUUUUUGAGCAUGUGUAGACACUUCAACCAGACCAUGGUCGUUGAAGAUACCGAGGAUGGCUUUGGACGCUACUUUUUGGAUUGUGCCACGUACGUGACACAAAGGGCUCACGGAAAUGGGAACAAUAACAUAGACGCAAGGUUCAUUGAUGUAGACAGCGGCUUUUACAUUGAUAUCACUGCUCUCGCUGUCAGCGAGGAGAGGAUUGAUGCACGUUUCAAAGAUAAAAUUCCUCAAAGCUUGAUAGACCGGGAGGCUCUGACUGAAGAGAUCAACAAAUCCUUGAGAUUGUACAAUUGCAGAAAUUAUCAUUUUGUGAGCCUCGAGGAAAUUUCCCCUCUCGUGAGAACUGUUUUCGACGGGGAAUGGGCCUACGUUCCAUUAAACUACCCAGUUUUACUCGGAAACGAAUAUGGCGACGGUAUUUUUCGAAGAUCCCACCAAGGAAAGCAUUUUGUGGGUCAGUUACGAAUUUGGAUUAAAGAGGAGAUCCUAAUUCCAUUUCUCCGUCACCCCAAGCAAUGGAGAGAAUAUUACGAGAAUAGGGGCAGAGUCCCUCUGGAAAAACCAAAGCAAAUAGAUGGGGAAUUGACCGGUGAAGAGCUGUUCAGGUUGCAAAAUCUCUCAGAAGAUGAGUUGCUCCGUCUUCUACAGCACGAUGAAGUUUUUCUCCGAUACCAGAAAACCAGAGAUACCACUUUAUUUCACGAGUUUGAGAGUAUGAGGCUCUUGCACAAAAAAUCCACAGCUGCUAUGGUCAAGCAGGUACCAGAUUUGCCUCCUUUCCGCUACGAUCCGUUUUUAUUUCUGAUGCGCCAGCAAUAUUUAACUUUUGAGACAAAAGAGGCCAGGUAUGAAGAGUUGUUCGAGGCGUCUAAAGAUGAAAUAAUGGUCAAUUGGCUCAAGAGCAUAAAGUCAAUCAAGAUGUGA